Molecule: messenger RNA, 243 nt
Organism: Neurospora tetraspora
Lineage: Eukaryota; Fungi; Ascomycota; Sordariomycetes; Sordariales; Sordariaceae
Exons: 2
Source: RefSeq, a predicted model, not a curated record
CAAGGGAUCAGGAGUCAAAAUUCCAAGGAUACUGCCUCCAAACUCAGGGGUAAACGGGUUCAGAAGCUUGAUGCGGCUAUGGGUCCUACGUGUGCUGUGCAGGAGCUUGAUGGCCACGCCAAGGUAGCAGAUGAAGCUUCCCAAUCCCACUAUCACGAGAAGGUGUCAGCAUGGAAAAGACGGAAAUUGACGAUAUUGUUGAGAUACCGCAUUGUCAAGCGUGUCCGCUUUUGGCCUGUAUGA